Molecule: messenger RNA, 1058 nt
Organism: Mytilus trossulus (common blue mussel)
Lineage: Eukaryota; Metazoa; Mollusca; Bivalvia; Mytilida; Mytilidae
Exons: 2
Coding region: 129-1058 (309 amino acids)
Biological process (GO): N-acylphosphatidylethanolamine metabolic process
Cellular component (GO): cytoplasm
Molecular function (GO): A2-type glycerophospholipase activity; glycerophospholipid phospholipase A1 activity
Source: RefSeq, a predicted model, not a curated record
UCUGGAUGUUUAACUUAAGGAGUUAGAAAUACAGUUUGCGAUAGAAAUACGUACAAGUAAGAAAACUGAAAUAAAAUUCCCGGGAAAAAAAACUAUUAGCAACUUUGUAUAACUAUAAUACAGAUAAAAUGUCCUACAAAGAUUACUUUCCGAUUUCAAAAAACAAUAUCGACUCGUGUAAAAGCUGUGUGAAAAAGGAACUGAUUAAGAAGAGUGAACAGGUGUGCGACGGUGAUCAUAUCAUUAUAAGAAGUUUGCAUUGUGACCAUCACUUAAUAGUUGUAAAAAAACACGGUUCCAACAAUCGUUAUAUUGACGUCACUGCUAUCCAUUCAUAUCCAAAAAAGGAAGAAAACUCAAAGAGUUUACAUCGAGAGAAAAAGAACAUCCCUUUAGACGGAAGCGCAUUUGUCGUAUCAUACAGAUGUCCAAUGUUUAGUAGAGACGAGAUCGUACGUAGGGCUGAGGAGAGAUUUACAAGCAAUGAAUCUGGAAAGAACGAAACUUAUGAAUACAAUUUAGCGACAAGCAAUUGUGAACAUUUUGCAACUUGGUGUGUAACAAAUCGCUAUUUUUCUUUUCAAGUUCUGCAAUUUAACAGCAACUUUGGCUGUCUGCAUGCUCCUGAUUUGAAAGAUAUGCAUACUAAGAGAGAGCUUUGUGAUUCAUGUUAUGGUGGAUUACUUCAGACAGUUCUCUCCGUUCCAUGGAAGCAUGUUAGACCAAAUGGUGUGAAAAAAGGGGAUAUAGUGUCAUACUCUUACUACAUGUUAUGGCAUGAUGCAGUUGUAAUGGAAGUCAAGUCCGAUAACACAUUAGUAUUGGCACACUAUGGAAUAGCAUCUUUGUUUCAUUUCAAGAAGAUUAUAAAAGAAACCGUUAAAUUUGGGGGAAAUGACUCUUUAACUGUUUAUAUUUACGAUGGAUGGAAUGUGUAUUCUCCUGAUGAAGUAGUAAAGCGGGCUGAGUCAAGAAUAGGUGAGGAAAAGUGGUCCUUUACUUCCAACAGAAGUUCUCAGUUUGCGAAAUGGUGCAAGAUAAAAGCGCCAGAAUUUUGA